AUGUCAUAUACAAAGAAAUACACAUUUGCACCUCUGCCAUACACUGCUCGUGGUGAGUCUAUCAAGCUUGAGACUGACCCCAAGGGCAAAACCUUUGCUUAUACCAACGGUAAAUCUGUCUUCAUGAGAGACUUGGAGAACCCUUCUUUCGCCACUGAGUAUGUUGGACACAAAGCUCAAACUACUGUCGCUCGUUACAGCCCUAGCGGAUAUUAUAUGGCUUCUGGAGAUGCCCAAGGCAACGUCCGUAUCUGGGAUACUGUGAACGAGGAGCACAUUUUGAAAAACGAGUGUCGUCCAAUUUCUGGCAAGAUUAAGGAUAUUGCUUGGGAUAGUGAGAGCAAGCGUUUGAUUGCAGUUGGUGAAGGCAAAGAAAGCUUCGGCCAUGCCUUUUCUUUUGAUUCCUUGUCCUCUGUAGGCGAGAUUACAGGUCAUUCUAAGGUGAUCAACAGCGUCAGUAUUCGCCAACAACGUCCAUUCCGCGCCGUUACUGCUUCAGAUGAUAUGACGGUAGCCUUCUUCAACGGCGUACCUUUCAAAUACGCCAAAACCAUCCGCGAUCACACUCGUUUCGUUCAUUCUGUUCAAUUCUCUCCUAAUGGCGACUUCUUUGCCAGUGCUGGUGCUGAUGGAAAGAUAUUUUUGUAUGACGGCAAGACGGGCGACAAGAUUGACGAGUUGACUACCGCAGAGAAUAGCCAUAAGGGUAGUGUUUUCGCUCUUGCAUGGUCUCCUGAUAGUACCCAACUCUUGUCUUCUUCUGCUGAUUGUACUGCCAAGAUUUGGGAUAUAAAUGGUAGAGCUGUGGUCAAUACUUUUGAUAUCAACUCUGCUGUUUCUGCCGUUGACAAUCAACAAGUGGGUAAUUUGUGGAAGGGCGAUUACUUGAUCACUGCAUCGUUAUCUGGUGGAUUCAGCUACUUGGACAAGAAUAGCGGUAAGGUCUCUCGUCACAUUGAUGGUCAUAGUAAGGCCAUUACUGCUCUCACUGUUUCUGAAGACGAUACCUUAUUUACUGGUUCAUAUGAUGGUCGCGUCUUUGGAUGGAAGUAUGGAGGCGAAGGAGACCAUACAAAGGCUGAGCGUAUUGAAGGUGAGGGUCAUGGCAAUCAAGUUACUUCUCUGGCUUUCAAGCAGAACGAGCUAUUAUCUGUUGCCAUGGAUGACACUGUACGUCAAGCAUCAAACAACGAUUUCAAAUUCAGCGGAAAGAUUGCUACUACUGGAUCUCUUCCUUCUUCCAUCACUGUUUCAGAGAACAAGACGACUGUUGUUGCUACCAACGAAACAGUUAUUGUGUAUGAUGAUAAACUCGAAAAGAUCGGCCAGCUUGAAAAGCCUGGAUUCACACCCUCUGUUGCUGACAUUAGCCCUGAUGGCAAGACUGUCUACGUUGGUGGUCAAGACAACAAGGUUCGCGUAUAUGAAUUGAGUGGUGGCAACUACACAGAGGCUGGAGAAUUAAGCAAAAAUCUUGGUAAUAUCACGGCUUUAGCAGUUCAUCCCGAGGCAAACUUGAUCGCUGUGGGCGACAGUGUUGGCAAGAUCUUUAUUUAUGAUACCGAAUCAAAGGAAACUAAGAUCCAGAGUUGGGUCUUCCAUACCAGCCGUAUCACAUCAUUAGACUGGUCCAAAUGUGGUCAAUUCUUAGUCAGUGGCAGCAUUGAUACCAACAUUUAUGUAUGGAAUCGUGACAAGCCCUUCAAGAAGGUGGCCAUCAAGAAUGCUCAUGUUGAUGCUGUCAACAGCGUUCACUUUUUAAAUAAUGCCAGUGGAUUAAGCAUAGCAUCUGUAGGUCAAGAUGCAGCUGUCCGUGUGUGGGAUGUAGCAUUCUAA
Molecule: messenger RNA, 1836 nt
Organism: Mucor velutinosus
Lineage: Eukaryota; Fungi; Mucoromycota; Mucoromycetes; Mucorales; Mucoraceae
Product: ferroxidase fet3
Exons: 7
Coding region: 1-1836 (611 amino acids)
Biological process (GO): actin filament depolymerization
Cellular component (GO): cortical actin cytoskeleton
Molecular function (GO): actin filament binding
Source: RefSeq, a predicted model, not a curated record